This is a messenger RNA of Suillus subaureus, 1203 nucleotides long. RefSeq lists its product as uncharacterized. NCBI's taxonomy places the organism in Eukaryota, Fungi, Basidiomycota, Agaricomycetes, Boletales, Suillaceae. The transcript is spliced from 5 exons. The coding region runs from base 1 to 1203 and encodes 400 amino acids. The record is from RefSeq and is a predicted model, not a curated record. Gene Ontology annotation, biological process: mitotic cell cycle.
AUGGUGGGGCGGAUGAAAGAUAAGAGCGGAGCACUUGGGCGUACCGCAACUGGUAUCUUUGGUCCGGGUCUAGCGAAGCCAUCUCUGAAGGCCAGUCGAAAGACAAGCCUACCAAGUGUUAUGGCAAGUCCAGUGAAAGGUGGAGGUGGAAGUACCGUCGACGAUAAUCAUAUUACCAAUACGACCGUCGAUGUUUGGGGUGCGGAAGAGAAUCUCGGGCAGGGGAAGCAACCCGAUGUGGCAACCCCAUCUGUACCGUCUGGCAGCCCCGAAGAACAGAAUAAGGAGGCCGACCUCGUGAUCGAAGAACUAGUAGGCCCAGCCGAUAAAGGCAAGCAACCCGAGAGGUGGGACUCACGCCGUGCAUCAAGCGCGUUGCAUGCUUUAUCGCGAUCACUCUCUGCUCUCCCGAAAACUCCGCCAAAGCUAGUUGCAGUAGGCACGCGUACAGGGCUUCGAUCAUCGAGUAGUACGUACUAUGGCGCAUCAAGUGCGGGUUCAGGGUCCAAAUCUGCGCAGGAUAUCAAGGAUAGAGACAAGCCUAACGAAGGUACAGAUAACGCAGCUUCGCAGCGGAAUGCACCUUCAAAGAACGAUGCCGCUGCUAGUCCCAUGGAAGGUGGAAGCGCAGGUAAUUUUGUUUUGAAAGUGUUAAAAAAAUGUGCAAUAUUUGUGGAUGUGCGGACGGAUGACGGUGAUGACGCGGGGAGUCUGUUCGUCGACAUGUUGAGAGGGCUGGGUGCCAGAAUACUUGCUCGUGUUGGGCAGAGCUGCACCCACAUUGUAUACAAGAGUGGUUCAGCGAGCACGCUGACGCGAUAUAGGCUUCUGAAUGACCCCAAACCACUCGUCGUUGGCAUCGCAUGGGUGGUGGAGUGCGUUGAGCAAAGAUCCAGGGUAGAUGAGGCGAAGUUCAAAGUUGAUCUAGAAAUGGUCAACGUUGCGGGUACCAACAAGAAGCGACGUUCUAUGCUUCCGAGGCAUAUGUCACCCGGUGCUGGGUCAAAUUUCAUUUCAGCCAACCCCUCAUCGGAAGCUGAUGAUAAUGAGGGACAACGACAGUCAGAUGAUGGCAGUGGCUCGCCAGCACAAGACGCAGAUACAAGUAUCAGGUCUGUCAAAGAUGGAGAUGACUUGCCACCGCUUGAACGUGCACGAAGGCGACGCAGCUUCCUCCCUGGCGGACAGACACGGCUAAUUUAG